This is a messenger RNA of Rhinolophus ferrumequinum (greater horseshoe bat), 1005 nucleotides long. Its product is annotated as vesicle-associated membrane protein 711-like. Gene Ontology annotation, biological process: vesicle fusion; exocytosis. The transcript is spliced from 6 exons. Gene Ontology annotation, molecular function: SNAP receptor activity; SNARE binding. NCBI's taxonomy places the organism in Eukaryota, Metazoa, Chordata, Mammalia, Chiroptera, Rhinolophidae. Bases 1 to 645 code for a protein of 214 amino acids. The record is from RefSeq and is a predicted model, not a curated record. Gene Ontology annotation, cellular component: membrane; SNARE complex.
AUGACGAUCACCUACAGCUGCAUUGCUAAUGGCCGAGCGAUCUUAGCGGAUCUGGCCUUGACCGGUGGUUCCUAUCAGGAAACAGCAGCAACAGUGCUUAGACUAGUGCUUCUUAGAGCUGAACGAAACACCAUAAUUCAAAUGGGAAGCUUUAUCUAUCAUAGUCUCUAUAUUGAUGGAAUCACUUACCUAUGUGCCUCAGACAAUGUCUUGGAUACUGUAACACCAUCUGCAUUUCUUAAAAAUGUUAGUGAUACUUUUGUGAGAAAUCCUUUGAUGUCACAGGAACAUUUUUCUCCUUCAAAUGCAGUUGCUGCAGAUUUUCAACAAGUAUUAGGAAAGUAUAUGAUGAAAUACAAUAAAAUUCAAGAUAACAGCUCGAUGUCCACACCGAGGAGUCAAGUAGCUGAUGUAAAAAAUGUUAUGACUCAAAAUAUUGAUAAACUAUUGGAAAGUGAAGAAAGACUGAAUAUCUUCCCUGACAGAACAGAUGAUCUCCAAACAACUGCCAAAGACUCCAAAAAAACAAGGAAUAUUCUUAGGAGGAUAUGGUGGAAACGUUUCAAAAAGAUUAUACUCAUCUUUGCAGCACUUCUCCUUUCAAUCAUCAUCAUUCUUCUAAGUAUAAAUGUAAUACCAACCUGACCACAUGGAGUUUUGUUAUGUGUACCACACACGAAAUGUUAUUUAACUGUUAACUAUUACAUAGAAAAAGAUGAUAGCAUUAAAUGGCAUUAAAUCCCCAUGAUCUUACUCCUUCCUUACUCAGAAAUGAUCUUGACCUUAAAAUUUCCUUAGAAAUGUUAAGAACCUGAACAUGAGUACAGUCCAGCGAUACACAUUCACCUCUUCCACCAUUUGAAAUGAAAAUCCAAACCAUUGUGUUUUAUAUUAGGCAUUUCCUUGAGUAAAGAUAAAAAAAUUGGGAAGCUGUAUCAUUUCUCUAAUAUAUCACAUAUCCUGUCUUCCUAUAUGGCCACCGUAAUAGCCUUUUUUUUAGUGAUA